Neoarthrinium moseri is the source of this 1074-nucleotide messenger RNA. RefSeq lists its product as uncharacterized. The transcript has 3 exons. Bases 1 to 1074 code for a protein of 357 amino acids. The record is from RefSeq and is a predicted model, not a curated record. NCBI's taxonomy places the organism in Eukaryota, Fungi, Ascomycota, Sordariomycetes, Amphisphaeriales, Apiosporaceae.
AUGUCGCUUGAGCAUCGUCAUGACAUCGAUAGACCGUGGAAGCCAGAACACGAUAAGCAACGUGUCUCACGUUACAUGGCGGAUUGCCUGGCCUAUCGCAGACCACAGCUGGAUGCACUAGAGGCAGACAUGGAGGCGACUAUCAUCGCGCCGCUACGGAUGAUGCACCAACGGGUUAACGACUUCUACAAGGACAUGGAUAAAGAGGCCGAGCUUAUUAUGGAAGAGUUCAAAGACAAAGCUGGCAUCGACCCUGAGGACAUAGAGGAAAGCCGGCAAGCGCUGUUGGCGCUUCGAUGUAGGUGGAUCAGCAUCAUGCCACCUCUGUCUUCCUUGGAGAUUCAGCCGCCGAUGCCCACAUCAUUGCCGGCGCCCAUUGAAAGCCUCCCCCACCCCACCGAGGAUCCCGAAUGGCAGGAACCCCCUCCAUCAAACACAGCCAGCGACCUCAACGCAACAGCUGCGUCCUUGGAUGGUCUUCCUGUUUAUACCCUCGACGAUGAGGCUGAUUCAGAUUACCACCCGGAUCAGGAACGAAGGACCAGAAAGCCGAGGAGCGGCCAGCCUAGGAAGCGCCAGACGCACAACGAGUCCUCUCCGCGUGGACCGCAGAAGAAGCGGAAGACUCAGAAAAACGUCUCCAUACGAUCUCCAACACACACCCUACGUGCUCAAAGCCCGCUGACGCCUAAAAGCAUCAAUGUCGCCCCUGAGGCUCAAAUGGGGAUCCAUGAAACGUCGAACUCUGCUAGUGCCGACGAGGACUGGGCCUUGCAAGUUGCGCUCAUGCGUGACAGCGUAGGAGGCAAAAGCAAUAGACAGAGUAAUGGCGAGAGUAGCUCUGCCAAUAUAGACGAGGGGAGUGCUGCCGAGUCAGGACAAAGAGACUUUAGUAGAAGCGUCGGAAACGCCAAGAGCAUAGCCAGCUCUGCUACUGACCAUACACCUACACGCAAAGGGAAAGAGCCGGAAAGGCCGCGCAUGUGGCAAGAACCCAUCGCACGCCGGGGUGCGCCUACCACUAUGCAAGAUGGGGACGAUCCAGAAGUUGACCCCUUUGCGGAAUCAUCAUAG